AGACUUCUUCUUUUGAGCUGUCUUUAAUAUUGAGAGCUUUCUGGUCUUACCAGAAUAGGAAAGAUUAAUGUUCAAUCUCAAAAAUUUCUGAAUAUAUUUCUUUAUCCACAGAAAUAAACUGUGGGGAAAAAAAUUAAGAGGCUGCUGAGGCUGCUGUUUCUCUCCACCGCUGAACCACAAGAGAUUUAACACACAAUGGGGCAAGAAGAACCACAAAAUAAAUUAGAAAGAGGCCAGCAUUCCCAGCUGAUCCCUUGGACCAUUGCUAUUUUUUUCAUGUCACUUCUAAGUGCCUGUUUUAUUGCAAAUUGUGUGGUGACUCACCACAACAUUCUACCCUGUAAGAAAGGAACGGGUAUCUUCAGGCUCCCAAAGCAGCACCCAAAGGUGACAUGCGUCAGAGAGAAACCAGAACUGAAAGGGGGCACCUGGAAUUGCUGUCCUGUGGGCUGGAGAGCCUUCCAGUCCAACUGCUAUUUUCCUUUUAAUGACAACAACACGUGGGCUCAGAGUGAAAGCCACUGCUCUGGGAUGGGAGGUCACCUGGCCACCAUCAGCACAGAGGCUGAGCAGAACUUUAUCACUCAACUUUUGGAUAGACGAUUUUCAUAUUUCCUGGGACUUACGAAUGAGAACCUUGAUGGCCAGUGGCAUUGGGUGGACAAGACACCAUUUAACCCACAGAUGGUAUUCUGGCACAAGCGUGAACCCAACAAUGAUCAGAAAGAAAUAUGUGUUGUUCUUGUUAACGUCAAAGACAAAUGGGCCUGGAAUGAUUUUCCUUGUGACCAUAAGGCAAGUUGGAUUUGCAAGAUAACUGGAACUGCAUUCAAUUAAAAACCUACGAAGGGGGCCCUGUGAUGAGGACAGAAAACAAGAAACAAUGU
This is a messenger RNA of Odocoileus virginianus texanus, 887 nucleotides long. RefSeq names its product C-type lectin domain family 4 member D (gene CLEC4D). The record is from RefSeq and is a predicted model, not a curated record. Gene Ontology annotation, molecular function: signaling receptor activity. Lineage: Eukaryota; Metazoa; Chordata; Mammalia; Artiodactyla; Cervidae.